Molecule: messenger RNA, 2134 nt
Organism: Megalobrama amblycephala (Wuchang bream)
Lineage: Eukaryota; Metazoa; Chordata; Actinopteri; Cypriniformes; Xenocyprididae
Gene: ankdd1b
Product: ankyrin repeat and death domain containing 1B
Exons: 16
Coding region: 187-1860 (557 amino acids)
Biological process (GO): signal transduction
Molecular function (GO): protein binding
Source: RefSeq, a predicted model, not a curated record
AAGGUGACAUGGAUGACACUCGUCUCAUCGUUUAGGUGGAAAAACAUAAAAUUCUGUAUGACCCGCAGAAUGUAUUGUACAAAGAUUUGAAUGCGAAGGAAAAGGCAUGGGAAGCAAUUUCGUCGGCUGUUGGUGUCGACAAACACAAGUCUCUGAGGCAAAGAGCUCGUUCACCCAUUCAAUACUAUGGAGAGGAGAGCUCAAGCACUAAAAGAAUACAUACUGAAGCAGCCUGUUUGGAAGAAGGAGAACCUUAAUCCCAAAACAUGGUUAAAAUCAGACCAGGUCAAAGGUUUCACUGAAUUUAUUCUGCCAAAGGACAUUGGUGAAGAUGGUGGUUAUGACGACAAGGAGAUGUUGCUGGAGGUUGAGAAAGACUUCAUAGAAGCAGCAAAGAGAAAUGACGUGGAGGGCAUGAAACUUCGAGAGAGAGGCGUUAAUGUCAAUGCCAAGAAUGUGCAUGGUCGAACUGCUCUUCAUUAUGCCGUGGCCCUCAGAAAUGUGGAAGCUGUUGAUGUACUCCUUCGAAGGAGAGCCAAACUAGAUUUACAAGAUAAGCAUGGACUGACUGCUGUUCACUUAGCAGCAUGGUUUGGAAGUUUGGAAAUCCUUAAGUUACUUGUGCAAGGUGGAGCUGACCAAAGCAUUGAAAAUACGGAGGGUCUGAACAUGAUGCACUGCGCUGCCAUGAACAAUCACACUGAUAUUGUAGAGUACAUUGUUGAUGACCUGCAAAUGGGAGAACUUGACAAAGAAGAACAAUAUGGUAACAGGCCUUUUGCCCUGGCCGCAGCACACGGAUGUGUUCGCAUGCUACAGAUGCUGAUGGAGGAACCUUACAACAUGGCCACCAUGGAGGAAAAUAAGGUUGGAGACACACCUCUGCAUCUGGCAGCAAAGCACGGUCAACAUGAAGCACUGCAGCUACUUCUAGACAACUUUGAUAUUCGCAAUGAGGUCAACCAGGCGGGGCAGACCGCUCUGUAUCUGGCUGCAGAUGAAGCUCACGAGGACUGUGUUCAAGCCCUGCUGGAGGCACAAUGUGACCCAAACAUCGUAACAUUAAGCAGAAGCAGCCCUCUGCAUCCAGUCUGUGAGAGGGGCCAUUUUCCAAUUGUAAAACUGCUCAUUAAUAGUGGAGCCCAAAUAAACUCUCAGGACCAGCAUAUGCACACUCCAUUCCAUCUAGCAGUGAAGAACUGUCAUAUUCCAAUAAUCCACACCUUGCUUGAGGCUGGCUGUGAUCCAAACGUAACAGACCAUAUGGGACAAACUGCACUCCAUAUUGCCGCUGAGAUGGGGAAGGUGGAUGUGGUCGAGAUGAUUCUGAAAGCCGGGGUGGAUCUGGAGAUUAAGGACAGGCAAAAUAAAACAGCUCUUGGAGUAGCAGCGAGGGGGAAUAUGGUAAUAAUUGUGGACAUGAUCAUCAAAGCUGAGAGAUAUUUCAGAUGGAAGAGCAAUUAUCAAAUGACUAAUACAGAUGCUAUUGAGAGCCUUCACACCGAAUCACCGUUGACGUUUAAAUUAGAUCACUCCCCCGACAUGAAGCCGCUGCGUGAUAUAAUAUGGGAGCUCGCAUACAAACACCUCAAGCGCAAUGACUGGAAGAAGUUGGCAGAGCACUGGGAGUUCACAGAGGAUCAGGUGGCUGCCAUCGAGGAGCAGUGGACAGGUCCUAACAGUUUCCAAGAGCAUGGGAACAGGAUGCUUCUGAUCUGGCUUCAUGGAAUCACGAUAGAAGGGAACAGCCCAGCCAAAGGCCUGUAUGAGGGGCUGCUUUCUGUUGGGAUUACAAAGAUUGCUGAAAAAAUAAGAAUGGAGGGAACAAACACUGAUACCAGGAAAUGCACAGUUUCAUGAAUCCAAGCUGCUACAGAGAAAUAAAAGAUGCUCCGAACUAAAAACAGUGCUUUAUUUCCUAAUUGACACACAUUUCUUAAAUUGAUCCAGCAGUUAACUUUAGUAAAACCUGUGAAUUAAGGUACAGUACAAACUAAUACAGAAGCUUACUGAUCUGAAACAAUCAGGAAACUGUUGCAGAUUUUGAUUAUGGCUUUGUAAAACAUUAUAAAGUAAAUGGUGACACUCAUACAAACAAUUUUAAUAAAUAAAAGAAAGCACAUCAUGUAAUAAA